AAUGAAAUUAUUUAUAGCAAUUAAAUAUUAGUUUAAUUUGUUACACAUUUCAUUCUUAUAGGGUGGGUGAUAUGGCUCGGUUGCCAUUAAGGCAAAAGAUGAGAUUGCAAGUUGUUGUCUUUAUUUUGCACAUAAGGAUCAUGAAAAGCAUGUUUAAUAUGCUUAUGUUUCUUGCUAUGACAUUAGUACUUAGACGAAGAAAGUUUAGGAGAACUUUGACAUAUGCCGAUCAAACAGCAUCUAGACAUAAUAUUAGAUCUUUGAAUUUACAAAAAAUGGUCUUUGAAAGUGAUGUGCAAUGUGUUGAUAAUUGUAUAAUGGAUAGGAGAACUUUAGCUAAAUUAUGUGAUUUGCUAAGGACUCAUGGUAACUUGAAAGAUAGUAGGAAUGCAACAAUCGAUGAGAUGGUGAUUUCUUUUCUUCAUAUAGUUGCACAUAAUAUAAAGAACAGAGUACUUAAACGUCAAACAGCUAGAUCUGGUGAGACUAUUAGUAGACAAUUUCAUGCUGUUUUGAACUCUAUUUUGAGACUACACAACAUGCUCCUUAGAAAACCAGAACCGAUACCCGAUAAUUCAACCUAUGAGAGGUGGAAGUGGUUUAAGGGUUGCUUGGGUGCAUUAGAUGGAACCUUUAUAAAAGUGAAUGUUGAAACAGUUGACAGACCUAGGUAUCGAACCAGAAAAGGUGAAAUUGCCACAAAUGUCUUAGGUGCUUGCACACCAGAUAUGCAAUUCAUCUAUGUAUUGCCAGGUUGGGAAGGAUCUGCAGCAGAUGGUAGAAUUUUUAGGGAUGCUAUUAGUAGAAUGAAUGGUUUAAAGGUUCCUCUAGGAAAUUACUACUUGUGUGAUGCUGGAUAUACAAAUGGGAAUAGAUAUUUAGCACCAUAUAGAGGUCAACGGUACCACUUAAAUGAAUGGAGGCAAGGUUAUCAACCUACAACAGCUAAGGAAUAUUUCAACGUGAAACACUCUCAAGCAAGAAAUUGCAUUGAGAGGUGCUUUGGCAUAUUAAAGGCUAGAUGGGCAAUCUUAAGAGACAAGUUGUUUUAUCCAGUUAAAACUCAAUGUAGGAUCAUUUCUGCUUGCUGCAUUCUCCACAAUUUCAUUAGGUCAGAAAUGCAUAUUGAUCCUAUAGAUAUUGAAGUUGGUCAAAAUGAGUGCAAUAAUUUUCAAUCUGAAGAAGAUGAUGAAGACUUGAUAAGGCGUUGUGAAACUAGUCAUGCUUGGACUGAAUGGAGAGACAAGCUUGCACAUGAGAUGUUUACUACUUGGCAGACUGAACAACAUUGAUUUUCUUCUAGAAAUACAACUUUUUGUUAUCAUUUUAGUUGUAAUUGAAGAAAAAUUGCAAACUGAAUUUUAUUUUAUAUGCAUUGCUGUAUUUUUUAGGUAUUCUAAACUGAAAUUUAUUUGAUAUUUAUUGCUGUAUUUUUGAAGUAUUCCAAACUGAAUUUUAUUUGAUAUUUUGUUUCAUUCAA
Molecule: messenger RNA, 1480 nt
Organism: Ipomoea nil (Japanese morning glory)
Lineage: Eukaryota; Viridiplantae; Streptophyta; Magnoliopsida; Solanales; Convolvulaceae
Exons: 3
Coding region: 72-1292 (406 amino acids)
Source: RefSeq, a predicted model, not a curated record